Penicilliopsis zonata CBS 506.65 is the source of this 2172-nucleotide messenger RNA. RefSeq lists its product as hypothetical. The transcript has 3 exons. Lineage: Eukaryota; Fungi; Ascomycota; Eurotiomycetes; Eurotiales; Aspergillaceae. Gene Ontology annotation, biological process: transmembrane transport. The record is from RefSeq and is a predicted model, not a curated record. Bases 18 to 1985 code for a protein of 655 amino acids. Gene Ontology annotation, molecular function: transmembrane transporter activity.
GCCAUCAGCCUCAGCGAAUGUCGGCCUCCUCCCUCCCCUCGCCCUACCCGCCCUCUCGCUCCUCCUCACGCACCCCAGCCCCCCCCCCGUCCAAGAAGACCGCCGACGGCCAGAUCGUGCUGAACCCUCAGCCCGACGACUCGGUCAACGAUCCGCUCAACUGGCCCAUGUGGCGCCGCGAUGCCGCCCUCGUCUCGCUGGGCUUCUACUGCCUCAUGGGCGGCGGCAUGACCCCCGUCCUCGCCGCCGGCUUCGACCAGGUCGCCGCCGCCUACAACGUCAACACCCAGAUGGUCGCCUACACCACCGGCCUGUAUAUGACCGGGCUCGGGCUGGGUUCCGUCAUCAUGUCCCCGACCGCCAUCCUCUACGGCAAACGGCCCGUCUACCUGCUCGGCGCCACCUUGUUCAUCCUCUCCGCCGUCUGGUGUGCCCUGUCGCCCAACUACCCCAGCCUCGUCCUCGCCCGCAUCUUCAUGGGCAUCGCCGUCAGCCCCGUCGAGUGUCUGCCCUCCGCCACCAUCGCAGAGAUCUUCUUCCUGCACGAACGUGCCUAUCGCGUCGGCAUCUAUACCCUCUUGCUGCUGGGCGGUAAGAAUCUGAUCCCCUUGGUCAGUGCUGCCAUCAUCGGCAGCUUGGGUUGGCGUUGGGUUUUUUGGAUUGUCGCCAUGGUAGUUGGGGGCGCUGUAGCUCUUUUGUUCUUCUUUGUGCCCGAGACCUUCUGGGACCGAACACCACGCCCACGUACCCGUCACAAACGUCCUCAUCUGGCUCGUAGCGUGUCGGAUAUCGUGCACCAUCCCUUUUCCCGAGGACGCCACCAUACCCGUCCCCAUGAGGCGCACUCUACCGACGAUCCCGCCGCCGUGACGCCCAGACGUCACAGAGAUGUUCACGUCGGCUUCGUCGAUGGAGAUGAAGACUUGAGCCAGGAGAAGCGUGAGGCUGCUGACACCCUAGGCCCUCUUGCCCCCGAGCACCACCUGCACUCCGAUCAUGAUUUUCAAGACGUAAAGGAAGAGACAUUCGACACCCUCAACGGAAAUCAUGACAUUCCCAUGCCUUCUCCUCCUCCUGCUGCUGCCUUGCCAUCACCGUUGGAGGAGAGUCAUCAUGACCUCGAGGCCAACCGGCAAGCUGCCCUCUCUCCCGCACGUAGCGAAUCGGUUGAGCCGGGCGCCGGCCCCCUGACCGCAGCGGCGGUCUAUACCAACAAGCUGCGUGACCGGCCGCGGGUGCCGUAUCUGCAGACUCUGAAUCCGUGGAACGGCCGGAUCAAGCGCGACAAGUGGCUGCACGUCGCGCUGCGCCCCUUCAUCCUGUUCGCGUACCCGUCUGUGCUGUGGUCGACGGUGGUAUACUCGCUCUCGAUCGGCUGGCUGAUCGUUCUGUCCGAGUCCGUCUCGUACGUAUACGAGAACGCGGACCGGUACGGCUUCACCGCGCUGCAGACCGGGCUCGUCUAUAUCUCCCCCUUUGUCGGCGGGCUGCUCGGAACCGCCGUGGCGGGCAAGGUCUCCGACAUCAUCGUGAAAUUCAUGACCCGCCGCAACGGGGGCAUCUAUGAGCCCGAGUUCCGUCUCGUCAUGGCCAUCCCCAUCGCCCUGUCCACCACCAUCGGCCUGAUGGCCUUUGGCUGGAGCGCCCAGAUCUCCGACUCCUGGAUCGUCCCCACCGUCUUCUUCGGCCUCAUCUCCUUCGGCUGCUCCCUCGGCAGCACCACCGCCAUCACCUUCUGCGUCGACAGCUACCGCCAGUACGCGGGCGAGGCUCUGGUCACCCUGAACUUUAGCAAGAACAUCUUCCACGGGCUGAUCUUCUCGCUGUUCAUGGUCGAUUGGCUUGACGCCGAGGGUUCGCGAACCGUCUACCUCGCGCUCGGCGGUAUCCAGCUCGGCUGUCUGCUUUUCACCAUCCCAAUGUACAUAUAUGGCAAGCGGGCUCGCAUGUGGACUGUCCGGAAACGACUGAUGGAGAAGUUUUGAUGCUAUUUUGGUGACCUUUCCAUCGGGUUGGGGUUUUUUGUGUUUUUGUUUGGUGUGAGAUCUGUCAGUCGAAUUGAAAGAUCAGCACACAUAGACCAUUUGCAGUAUUCUUUUUUUGGAAUUUGGAAUCGAUUCUUCACUGUUCCUUGGUACGGAGUACAGAUCAAGAGUGUCAAGCCCAGUGGAA